Messenger RNA from Cornus florida, 1437 nucleotides. RefSeq lists its product as uncharacterized. Lineage: Eukaryota; Viridiplantae; Streptophyta; Magnoliopsida; Cornales; Cornaceae. Bases 1 to 1437 code for a protein of 478 amino acids. The transcript has a single exon. Gene Ontology annotation, molecular function: RNA-DNA hybrid ribonuclease activity; nucleic acid binding. Gene Ontology annotation, biological process: DNA integration. The record is from RefSeq and is a predicted model, not a curated record.
AUGCGGAGACACGAUAUAGUAAAGCAAAAAAAAGGAAGCUUCGGCAAGAGGAAGCUUCGGCAUUAUGCCAAGAGGAAGUUUGGGCAUUAUUUUGAAUCUCAUAGCAUUAUGGUACUCACUAACUAUCCUAUACGGGGUAUACUCUCUAAGCCUGAUCUAUCUGGGAGAAUUACCAAGUGGGCUAUCGAGCUUAGUUCCUUCGACAUAACUUAUGAGCCAAAGGUGUCGCACAAAGGACAGGCCAUAGCAGACUUUCUUCUCGAAUAUGAAGACACUCCCGAAGAGCCGAUACACCCUGAACCACAGUGGGAACUUCGAGUCGAUGGCUCCUCGAAUCAAGCAAGUGCAGGGGUAGGAGUUGUAAUGUCAACACCCGAAGGCACCAAGCUGCAGCAAUCUAUCUGUUUGAGGUUCCCGACUACGAACAAUAAGGCCGAGUACAAGGCGUUACUUACUGGUCUUCGAUUGGCCAACAACCUCCAGGUACGUUGCUUAAAGGUUUUUAGUGACUCACAGCUUGUUAUAAAUCAAGUAACAGGUCAGUACCAUCCCAAAGAGGAAAGAAUGAAAGCAUAUAAAGAAGCUGUAGAGAAUGUUGCACGGGGAUUCGAUCAGAUCGAAUUCUAUCAGGUACCUCAUGUUGAGAAUGCCGAAGCAGAUCAAUUGGCGACAUCAGUGUCAUCCUCAAAUGAAAAUCUGACUUGGAUUGUGCCGAUUGACGUCCUGGACGAGCCCAGCAUUAAUCCUCCGCAGGAAGUAAUGGUGAUUCCAGUUGUUCCUCAAGAACCAUGCUGGAUUGAUCCAUUGGAAGCCUACCUCAAGCAUGGAGUUCUUCCAAACCAGAAGUCCGAAGCACGGAAGCUCCGUCUCACCGUAGCUAAAUAUGCCAUCAUUAACAAUCAGUUAUAUCGAAAGUCAUUUUCAGGUCCUUACCUGAAAUGUUUAAGCCCUACUGAAGCUCUUGUGGUGUUAAAACAAAUCCAUGACAGAGAUUGUGGCAACCAUUCUAGGGGUAGAUCCCUUGUGCAUAAAGUCCUGACUCAAAGUUACUUCUGGCCGUACUUAGCCCGGAAUGCAGAAGAGUAUACUCGGAGGUGUGACAAAUGUCAAUGUCACGGUCCUAUGAAGCAUCAACCUGCCGAAGAUUUGCAUACAAUGGAAAAUCCAUGGCCAUUCACACAAUGGGGGAUUAAUAUGGUGGGCCCGUUACCCAAGACUGUGGAACAAAAGGAGUACGUUCUACUGGCUACAGAUUACUUCACUAAAUGGGUAGAAGCCGAUGCCUACUCAAGUGUGACCCAUGAGCAAGUAAAAACUUUCCUUUGGAACAACGUCAUUUACCGGUUUGGGGUCCCAAAAGUCAUUAUGAUGGACAAUGGUAAGAACCUCGACAAUAGAAGUAUAAGAAAAUUCUUCGUUGAGCAUGGAAUUAUAUAA